AUGUCUUUCCAACGAUCUACGAGUGGACGUCACACCAAACGAGAGAGCAGCAACAGAUACAAUAGUUCUCGAAGACCUUCCCCAAGCUCUCGGGAUAUUCCAUCGACUACAAAACAGAGCAGUCAUUACAGAUCACCACCUCCGUCUGAUAGCAGACUCCGAUUGAUCAAUGAGCGGCCCCCAGGCUGCCCCCGCUACUACAUCACGAGCUACCAAAUCCAACAAUACCUCCUAGAGGACUAUGAUGUCCCUGCAGCCUGUUUCUCUCAGCUCGUUGAAGCUAUUGAGAAAGCUCUCUACACUGCACCAUGCCCUGUCAGCUUUGACAUCAAAAUGGACCGUCUAUCUCGCUUGGAAGCUAGAUGGUGCCAAGAUAUUUCGAUUGAACUUCGCCAAAUCCUACCUCCAAGCACUCUAGGAUUUCUCGAAGCCAUAUUCACAAAGGAAUUGGGAUACUUUCUUUUCUGUCUCGCACAGAAUUGCUGGGAUACUAUGCCAGAUCCAUACUUCUACCCGAUCACCAAAAAGCAAUGCCCAGACAAUUCACUGGAAAGCUAUUCCAGUACUGAUGAAUACGUCAUCCUAAACAAGGACGGUACUCAAAACUCUAGGCCCUAUACCAGUUUUCGAGUUAAUAUGGCUCUACAGGAGCCUCACAUUACAUCGUCUUGUGGGAGAUCUCGAGCAUACUUUGAAAUGCCAACUCCUUUCAAUCGUACUCCUUCACCAACCUCUGCGAGCCCAAGGACCAAGCGUAAUAACGACAAUGUCAAUAGAGAGGGCACACCUGAUGGCAAACGUCGAAGAAAGGAAAAAAAUCAAGAAAACUUCCAUAGCGGGAUUACUGAACGCCGAGUGUGGAUAAUGAUAUGCACGCUUAUUGCGAUGAUUAUUGGAUACUUUCUUGACUCUCGAUCGAAAUAA
Orbilia oligospora ATCC 24927 is the source of this 924-nucleotide messenger RNA. RefSeq lists its product as uncharacterized. The coding region runs from base 1 to 924 and encodes 307 amino acids. The transcript has a single exon. Lineage: Eukaryota; Fungi; Ascomycota; Orbiliomycetes; Orbiliales; Orbiliaceae. The record is from RefSeq and is a predicted model, not a curated record.